CCUCUUCCCAAAAAAAAUUCCACCAUUUUCUCUCUUCUUUUUCCUAUCCAAUUUCAGCUCCAAUAUGGCGAAACAAAGGGAGAAAUAUGGAUUGCCGUAUGUGCCUCAGUUUGGAGCUUGGGAUCAUAAAACUGGGGACAAUCUUAAUUUUUCCAUGGUAUUUUCCCAAGCUCGUGCAAACAAGAAGCAGAAUAGACAUAAUCUAGCACAACACAACCUGGGAAAUGAGCAAGAGAUUCUUGCCAAGCUCCAAGAAGUUUCACCCAGAGAAGAUAGCUCGACGCCAGUGCCUCAAUUUGGAGAAAGGAAUCAAAAGACUGAGGGAAAUCCUGAUUAUUCCAAGGUGUCCCCCAAAGCUCAUGCCAACAAGAAGUCACAUAGACAUGAUCUAACACACCGAAGACUCGGAAGUAGAGAAGAAACUAG
This is a messenger RNA of Nicotiana attenuata, 426 nucleotides long. RefSeq lists its product as uncharacterized. The transcript is spliced from 3 exons. The record is from RefSeq and is a predicted model, not a curated record. The annotation marks the transcript as partial. NCBI's taxonomy places the organism in Eukaryota, Viridiplantae, Streptophyta, Magnoliopsida, Solanales, Solanaceae.